AUGUCGAGGUACGUUCCGCCGCACCGCAAGCGAGAGGUGAGCGAGAUCGCUGGUGAUGGUGCAACCACGGAGAACAGCGGUGGGAAGACGACCUCGGAGGAGCUACAGCGUGAGUCGUGGCAGGCGCUCAGUCGUAGCAUCACCGGCAUUAUCAAUCGAGUGAGCGGCGAUAACGUGCAGCUGUCUGUCACAGAGUUGUUUCGUGAGAACAUUAUCCGUGGCCGAGGUCUGCUCUGCCGCAGCCUCAUGCGGGCGCAGUUGGCGGACCCUGACCUCUCAAACGUCUUUUCCUCCCUCGUCAGUCGUGUAAACAAGGAGUUUUCUAUAAUUGGUCUCCUGCUUGUUAAGCGGCUUGUGGUGCAGUGGUGGCGGCUGCAUCGCCGCCGGGAUUGGACGGCGCUGCGCUGCGUCAGCCGCUUCCUCGCCUGGCUCUACAUCUUCAACGUGGUGAGUGUGGAGGUCAUCUACCAAAUAAUUCUCGCCCACCUCACCUCGGAAAAGCGCUGCGACGACGACGUCGAUCAGGCGGCGGCUCUCUUUCGUGAAACGUUCCGUGCCAUGUCGCAGCGAGACGUGGGGGAGUUCCACGCCCAUGUGCUGACGCCGAUUCGUGACCUCCUCGCGAUGGACGACGACGCGCUGCGCCUCUCCGCGCGUGCGCAGACGCUGCUGGAGGCGUGCCUGCGCGAGGUGCAGGCGUGGGAGCGGGUGAAGCACACUGUCUCGAUCAUCCCGCCCCACUUACUGCUGGUGGAGCCCAGUGAGCAGAAGUGCCACGAGGUGGACCUCGAUGAGGCGGCGACGAUGAACGCGGAGGAGCAACUCGAUCGCUUUUCCGUCGAUGCGGAGUACGACGCCCACGAGGACGCGUACGAGGCGGCGCGGUGUGCGGUUCUGGGCGACGACUGGGAAACCGAGCUCUUGGAGCAGGUGGCGGCGGCUGAGGAUGAGGCGGCGGCAGCUGACGAGGUGGAGGAGGGGCCUGGCGUCCAGGGACGUAUGGGGCAAGAGCAACACCCCGCCGGAGAUGCCGUGAAACACAUUGUUGAUGAACGCGAGCGGCAGCUUCGUAAGGACGUGUACAUGGCGAUCCGCAGCAGCGUCCGCGCGGACGAGGUGGUGCACAAGAUCCUGAAGUCGAUGCCUCCCCAGGCGGAGCGCACCGUGUGCUUCAUGGUGGUAGAGGGCUGCUGUGAGGAGUCAAUCUACAAGCGAAUCUACGGCAUGGUGGCCGAACGCCUCUGUAAGAGUAAUGCGAAGUUUCAGGGUUUUUUUGCGGAGGCCUUUCGCGCGCGCUACGAGCACGCAGAGGAUCUUGUGGAGAAACAAAUUGAGUACACGUGCAAGAUUUACAGUCAUCUUUUACGCACCAACUCACUGCCGUGGCAGAGAUGUCUUUCCGUGCUUGACAUCAUUGAAAGCGACAUGUCGCAGCGCCUUGUGAUUCAGUGGCUGCUGCAAGGAAUGGUGGAGGCGCUUGGGAUGCGUGCGGUGCAGGAACGCUUCGAGAAGGACAAGGAGCUGCGGUCAAGCACAGCCAAACUGUUCCCUCUCAACGCGCCCGAGGAGGGGUUGGAGCGGGCCGUGAAUCUGUUUGAGGCGAUGGGGCUCGGCGAGUUAGGUGCCGGCGUGCGGGCACAGCUGGAGAAGCUGCGCCGCUCGCGAAUGGCGAUGUACGCGAGCGCCACCUCCACCUACAACAGUCGGGGGCCCGGCGGUGACGCGGACUACUACAGGAGCCACAAGCGGUCACGAGAGAACAUGAGGGAGUACAUUUAG
This is a messenger RNA of Trypanosoma conorhini, 1779 nucleotides long. Its product is annotated as pre-mRNA-splicing factor CWC22. NCBI's taxonomy places the organism in Eukaryota, Euglenozoa, Kinetoplastea, Trypanosomatida, Trypanosomatidae. Gene Ontology annotation, biological process: mRNA splicing, via spliceosome. The transcript has a single exon. Gene Ontology annotation, cellular component: catalytic step 2 spliceosome. Gene Ontology annotation, molecular function: protein binding; RNA binding. The record is from RefSeq and is a predicted model, not a curated record. Bases 1 to 1779 code for a protein of 592 amino acids.